AUGCAUAAACACACACGAGUAAAUUCUGGUCAUCAGAAAACUAACCUGAUUCUUUCUUUUACUAUCCAAGAUGUCGAAACGAGGUGUCGUGGAGGUUCUGCGGGAGCGAAGUUUAGGAUAUCUCUUGGUCUCCCAGUUGGAGCAGUUAUUAACUGUGCGGACAAUACUGGAGCCAAAAAUCUCUAUGUCAUCGCUGUCCAGGGAAUUAAAGGACGAUUGAAUCGUCUCCCAGCCGCAGGGUCUGGUGACAUGAUCGUCGCUACUGUAAAGAAAGGAAAACCGGAGCUUCGUAAGAAGGUAAUGCCCGCGGUAGUUAUUCGCCAGCGAAAACCUUUCCGCAGGAAGGAUGGUACUUUCCUCUACUUCGAAGACAACGCCGGUGUCAUCGUAAACAACAAAGGAGAAAUGAAAGGAUCUGCUAUUACGGGUCCUGUUGCAAAAGAGUGUGCUGAUUUAUGGCCUCGUAUCGCUUCCAAUGCGAGCAGCAUUGCUUAA
Cotesia congregata is the source of this 495-nucleotide messenger RNA. NCBI's taxonomy places the organism in Eukaryota, Metazoa, Arthropoda, Insecta, Hymenoptera, Braconidae. The record is from the annotation of a GenBank genome assembly.